Molecule: messenger RNA, 2628 nt
Organism: Lodderomyces beijingensis
Lineage: Eukaryota; Fungi; Ascomycota; Pichiomycetes; Serinales; Debaryomycetaceae
Source: the annotation of a GenBank genome assembly
AUGUACGUUUUCAAAAGAGACGGUAGGAAGGAACCGGUUCGUUUCGAUAAAAUCACCGCUAGGGUGCAGAGGUUGUGCUACGGGUUGGACCCGCGUCAUGUGGAACCGGUGGCCAUCACCCAGAAGGUCAUUGCCGGAGUCUACCAGGGAGUGACCACGAUUGAAUUGGACAACUUGGCGGCAGAAACUGCCGCCACAAUGACCACCAUCCACCCCGAUUACGCCAUCUUGGCAGCAAGAAUCGCCGUUUCAAACUUACAUAAACAAACCACCAAGCAGUACUCCCUGGUGUCAAAAGACUUGUACGACUACAUCAACCCCGAGACAGGCAAACACUCGCCCAUGAUCUCCAAGGAGACCUUGGAGAUCAUCAACGAGCACGCCGACGAGUUGAACUCGGCCAUUGUCUACGACCGUGAUUUCAACUACAACUACUUUGGGUUCAAGACUUUGGAAAGAUCCUAUCUCUUGCGUAUCAAUGGCAAAGUGGCUGAAAGACCCCAGCAUUUGAUCAUGAGGGUCGCCAUUGGAAUCCACGGCAGGGAUAUCCCAAGAGUCCUUGAAACUUACAACUUGAUGUCGCAGAGAUAUUUCACUCACGGUUCGCCUUGUUUAUUCAAUGCUGGUACUCCCAAGCCACAAAUGUCUUCGUGCUUUUUAAUUGCCAUGAAGGAGGAUUCGAUCGAGGGCAUUUAUGACACUUUGAAAACUUGUGCUUUGAUCUCCAAGAGUGCCGGUGGUAUCGGCUUGCACAUUCACAACAUUAGAGGAACUGGUGCCUAUAUUGCCGGAACUAAUGGAACUUCAAACGGGAUAAUCCCCAUGGUUCGUGUCUUUAACAAUACUGCUCGUUAUGUCGACCAAGGUGGCAACAAGAGACCUGGCGCCUUUGCCUUGUAUCUUGAACCUUGGCAUAGCGACAUUUUCGACUUUAUUGAGAUUCGGAAAAACCAAGGUAAAGAAGAAAUUAGAGCUAGAGAUUUGUUCCCCGCAUUGUGGAUCCCCGAUUUGUUUAUGAAGAGAGUUGAAGAAAAUGGUGAAUGGACCUUGUUCUCGCCUAAUGAAGCGCCGGGAUUGGAUGAUGUUUAUGGUGACGAAUUCGAAGCCUUGUACAAUAGAUAUGUUAGCGAGGGCCGUGGUAGAGAAACAAUCAAGGCCCAGAAAUUGUGGUACUCCAUCUUGGAGGCGCAAACAGAAACUGGUACGCCAUUCAUGUUGUACAAGGAUUCAUGCAAUUCCAAAACAAACCAAAAGAAUUUGGGUAUGAUCAAAUCGUCCAACUUGUGUUGUGAAAUCGUUGAAUACUCAUCACCAGAGGAAGUUGCUGUUUGUAACUUGGCCUCGAUUGCCUUGCCUUCAUUUGUCGAGCAAGAUGGCACCAAUGCCUGGUACAAUUUCGACAAGUUGCACGAUGUCACCAAAGUUGUCACUAGAAACUUGAACCGCGUGAUUGACCGUAAUUUCUACCCGGUUCCAGAAGCCGAAAGGUCAAACAUGAGACACCGUCCAAUUGCCCUUGGUGUUCAAGGUUUAGCCGACGCGUUUAUGACGUUGAGAAUUCCCUUUGACUCGCAAGAAGCACGCGAAUUGAACAUUCAAAUCUUUGAAACCAUCUACCAUGCUGCUGUUGAAGCCUCGGUUGAAUUGGCUAAAGAAGAAGGCACCUAUGAAACUUACCCAGGCUCACCAGCUUCUCAAGGUUUAUUGCAGUUUGACUUGUGGAAUAGGAAACCAACCGAGUUGUGGGAUUGGGAUUUGUUGAAAGCUAAAAUGGCCAAGUAUGGUUUGAGAAACUCGUUAUUGGUGGCACCAAUGCCUACUGCCUCUACAUCGCAGAUCUUGGGUAACAAUGAAUGUUUUGAACCAUAUACAUCAAACAUUUACUCGAGAAGAGUGCUUGCAGGUGAGUUUCAAAUUGUUAACCCCCACUUGUUGCGAGACUUGGUUGACUUGGGUAUCUGGAACGAUGCCAUGAAGAGCAACAUCAUUUCCAACAAUGGUUCGAUCCAAGCAUUGCCCAAUAUCCCCGAUGAAAUUAAAGCAUUAUACAAGACUGUUUGGGAGAUUAGUCAAAAACAUAUUAUAGACAUGGCAUCUGAUAGAUCGGCAUUUAUUGACCAAUCGCAAUCACUAAACAUCCACAUUAAAGACCCCACCAUGGGUAAAUUGACAAGUAUGCAUUUCUAUGGUUGGAAAAAAGGAUUAAAGACAGGAAUGUACUAUUUGAGAACACAAGCCGCGUCCGCGGCCAUUCAAUUUACCAUUGACAAGACUGUUGCCGAACAAGCUGGUAACACCGUUGCCAACUUGAAGAAAUUAAACAGAACCAAGUACUUGAGCAAAGGUAGAGAUGAGUCUAGAGACGACGCUAGAGACGAAACGCUUGCAUUAUCUUCAAACGACGACUCAUCGGAAGAAAGUCCCUCUACCGUGCCAACUUCCAUUGAAAACUCGGUUGCCGACUUGAGUCUUGAUGCCAAAAAGAAGCCAACCCUUGAGAAAAAGCAGCAAGACGAAGUAGUUGAAGAUACAAGAACAAUCGAAGAGAUUGAAAAGGAUAUCUACAGUGCAAAAGUGAUUGCUUGUGCUAUCGAUAACCCAGAAUCAUGUACCAUGUGUUCCGGUUAG